GGAGGCCAUCCGCAUCAUCUUCCUCCUCAUUCCCACUCAACACUGCUCUUGCGUUCCCGACCAAACCCAGGAGGUCAAUCCUUGUCGACAAGCUCCUCCGGCGACGACCCAACCAAGACCAACACGGCGAUGGCGGCGGCAGCGACAGAGAGCCACACCUCGGAAAGCUCCAUUGAAGCUCCCUGACUUGCCCCCUUCUCUCAUCUCCGUGCUCAAUGUCGAACGAGCCCUUCGCGGCAUCAAAUGCAGCCAUCACGGACGUGGAUCAUUACGGCAGGCUCGGGCUCCCGAGAAAAUGCCCCUACGAUCAGGCCGUACAAGAAGAAGGUGGAAGAAGUGAACAGCGAGGAGGGGCUCGAAGAAGAUGAGAUCAAUGAGAUUUCGCAAUGUUCGGACAGGAGUCGUGCAAGGAUACUGUCAUCAGUCGAAGAGAAAACACUGUAUGAUUGGAGCUUGGCCAGGAGUGAGAAGCCGGACAGAUACAUGUGGCCUUUCGAGGCCGACAUUACUCAGACCCCUACACACUCUCCUCUCCUCCUCCACCACCGGAACCGGAGGAUGAGGGGCCGACGAGACUUGUUAGUUACUUCAGGCUUGGAUGGGUGGUAUUGUCCUUCGUAUUAUCUAUUAUUCUCAAUCGAUAGUUCAUCGAGUUUGUAAAACAUAUAUAUCCCAAGAAGAAUCUUGAAUUGGACGAA
Messenger RNA from Syzygium oleosum, 698 nucleotides. RefSeq names its product NAD(P)H-quinone oxidoreductase subunit U, chloroplastic-like. The record is from RefSeq and is a predicted model, not a curated record. NCBI's taxonomy places the organism in Eukaryota, Viridiplantae, Streptophyta, Magnoliopsida, Myrtales, Myrtaceae. The coding region runs from base 244 to 660 and encodes 138 amino acids. Gene Ontology annotation, cellular component: chloroplast; NAD(P)H dehydrogenase complex (plastoquinone); chloroplast thylakoid membrane. The transcript has 4 exons.